Molecule: messenger RNA, 1137 nt
Organism: Colletotrichum karsti
Lineage: Eukaryota; Fungi; Ascomycota; Sordariomycetes; Glomerellales; Glomerellaceae
Exons: 3
Molecular function (GO): ATP binding; ATP-dependent protein folding chaperone
Source: RefSeq, a predicted model, not a curated record
UUGCAAAGAUUCUACAUCCUCCUGAAAGAGCUCUCCUCUCGCAUCAAAGCUACAUUCCUCUCAAUCCCAGCCAGGAAACUCACGAAUCUCACACCCCAAUCCUCACAGAUCUCCUGUUCAAUCCCAACAAACAAGCCCGAACACCUCUUCCACCAAACCAUCCAGAACCCUCCCCUCUCACCCCCCUCCCCCACCGACUUCCUCCUAGAAUGGGACGCCCUCCAUCACAUCCCAUCACGCACCCUCCCGCAAACGCUCCUCCUCCUCAAACACCUCGCCGAGGACCACACAUCCGCCCCGGUCCGCUUCGCAGUCCUCGUCGUCCCCCACAAACCCUCCAACGCAGACCGCUGGGCCAUCCAAAACGCGGCCCACGCGAUCGGUCUCUGGGCCGUCCGGGUCUACACCACCUCCCAAGCCGCGCGCUUCAGCUCGUGUGUGAGCCAGAGGGCGGAGCGUGGUCUGAAUGAGGUCGUGUUUAGGUCGCGGUGGAGUGACGUCAGUCCCGAAUGUAGAGGGGAGGUCGAGCUGGACGGGGUGGAUCGCGCGGUGUUGGGUGCCGCUGUGGUUGCUAGUGUGCUGGAGCCCGAGGUGUACUUCGAUCUGCAGGCACUUCCAUUGCCGCAUACAGUCGUCGACCGCACCGUCAGCUGGGUUGGGCUAGGCGGGCAGAAGAACAGGGUGAUUCAGAGAAACCAGCCCGUUCCGGCGCGGAAGAACGUGGUGUUGACUACGGCGAUCGAUGACCAAAGGAGGGCAAUCAUCCCGAUUAUCCAGGGACAAGCGGAGGAGGUUUUGAUGAAUGAUGAGGUGGUCGUGCUGAAACUCGACUGCAUCCCAGCUUUACCUCGCGGGACGGCCAGGAUCAAGGUCACGGUAGAUGUCACCGAGGACCCGGAUGCGAAUAAACGUGUUCUCAAAGCCACAGCUUAUGUUAUCGGUAGCGACGCCAGCUGUUACGACGAAGUCCUCGCUGUUCUUCGAGAUUACAACUCGUCGACUGAGCUCUCGCAAGCCGAACUUGAUGCCGAGAUACGGUAUAUGGAAGAUAAAGAUGUCGAUCCUCGGGGUAUAUGCAUAAGGACCCGAUCACCUGUGGAAUACGAUCAUCUGGUGCCUUUCGAGGACAGCGUUUGA